CUAUUGAGUUCCCGUCACAUGCCCGUAUAUUCUCAAAUGUUGCGCGCGCUACGUCACGAGGGUGGCAGUCAUCGCGAUGGAGUCAUCGCUCGACAAACUGAGACGACUAGGAUUGCCUGUCAGCAUUAAUGCUAUCAAAUCCAGAGACAGGAAACGUCGCGCAACAGAAACGACGUCGACAUCGGUGGGAAACAGCAAUAAAGUGCGCGUAUGGUCUUCGACGCACGUAGGCAGAAUCAGCAACGAAGAAGAAGUGGCUUUAAUUAAGGAUGGUAUCACGCAGAUAACGAUAUUUGACGACAACGAGUGCAACAUCAUCGAGGAGAACAUUGACUGUAUCGUGAAAAUGGGCAUGCGCGGCAUGUUCAAAGAGCAUACUGUCGACCGCGCCCCAUUGAGGAGUAAAUACUUUUUCGGUCACGGCUACACGUAUGGCUCACAGAUGAGCAAACGUGGCCCAGGACAAGAGAGACUGUACAGAGACGGAGAGGUUGAUCCGAUUCCUGAUUGGAUACACGAAUUGGUUAUUUCCAGAUUCGAAGAUUUGGGAUUGGUUGAACAAGGUUUCAUCAAUAGUGCCGUUAUUAAUGACUACUCGCCUGGUGGCUGCAUUGUGUCUCACAUAGACCCUCCACAUCUCUUUGCUAGACCAAUCUACACGAUUACAUUUCACGGGAAUAGUCGAUUGAGCUUUGGUUGUCAGUUUAGAUUCAAGCCGAUACGAGUGUCCGAGCCUGUCUAUUCAGUUCCUUUGCACAGGGGCUGUAUGACUGCAAUCAGUGGAUAUGCUGCUGAUAGCAUUACACAUUGUGUACGACCCCAGGACACCGUUGUACGACGAACAGUCAUAAUACUUAGAAGUAAUUGGAUUAAUGCACACUAUAUCCUGAGGAGUGUACAUGUAUGCCAUUGCUCAAACUGCUAUGCCAACAUACAACUAAAACUGAGUUUUAACUCAUCAGGUUGUCAGGAGAUUGUUGGCAACCUCUGGACGUUUAUAGUGAGUUAUCUAUGACAACUGACAACCUGAUGAGGCUUAACUAUUAGAGAAAUUGUGUAAUCAGCCAAGCAGCUGAGUGAGUGUGCAUGCAACGUUGCAUUAUAUGUAUGCAUGUGACAGUAUCUACUGACGAUGAGAACUACACAUAACAAUGAUUACGUUAUUUGCGUCAUUCUGAUUUAUGUA
Corticium candelabrum is the source of this 1186-nucleotide messenger RNA. RefSeq names its product RNA demethylase ALKBH5-like. The transcript is spliced from 3 exons. Gene Ontology annotation, molecular function: oxidative RNA demethylase activity. Gene Ontology annotation, cellular component: nucleus. Gene Ontology annotation, biological process: mRNA export from nucleus; mRNA processing. NCBI's taxonomy places the organism in Eukaryota, Metazoa, Porifera, Homoscleromorpha, Homosclerophorida, Plakinidae. The record is from RefSeq and is a predicted model, not a curated record. The coding region runs from base 77 to 1015 and encodes 312 amino acids.